AAGAGUCCGAGUGGAGCGAGCGAGCUGACUGGUUGUGUAGUCGCGUCUCGGAAACUGGUAGCGCUUGCAGCAUGGCUGACCAACUGACCGAAGAGCAGAUUGCAGAAUUCAAAGAAGCUUUUUCGCUAUUUGACAAAGAUGGUGAUGGAACUAUAACAACAAAGGAAUUGGGAACUGUAAUGAGGUCUCUUGGGCAGAAUCCCACAGAAGCAGAGUUACAGGACAUGAUUAAUGAAGUAGAUGCUGAUGGUAAUGGCACAAUUGACUUCCCUGAAUUUCUGACAAUGAUGGCAAGAAAAAUGAAAGACACAGACAGUGAAGAAGAAAUUAGAGAAGCAUUCCGUGUGUUUGAUAAGGAUGGCAAUGGCUAUAUUAGUGCUGCAGAACUUCGCCAUGUGAUGACAAACCUUGGAGAGAAGUUAACAGAUGAAGAAGUUGAUGAAAUGAUCAGGGAAGCAGAUAUUGAUGGUGAUGGUCAAGUAAACUAUGAAGAGUUUGUACAAAUGAUGACAGCAAAGUGAAGACCUUGUACAGAAUGUGUUAAAUUUCUUGUACAAAAUUGUUUUUUUUUUUUUUUUUUGCCUUUUCUUUGUUUGUAACUUAUCUGUAAAAGGUUUCUCCCUACUGUCAAAAAAAUAUGCAUGUAUAGUAAUUAGGACUUCAUUCCUCCAUGUUUUUUUUCCCGUAUCUUACUGUCAUUGUUCUGAAACCUUAUUUUAGAAAAUUGAU
Messenger RNA from Piliocolobus tephrosceles (Ugandan red Colobus), 729 nucleotides. Its product is annotated as calmodulin. The coding region runs from base 72 to 521 and encodes 149 amino acids. Gene Ontology annotation, cellular component: myosin II complex. Gene Ontology annotation, molecular function: calcium ion binding. The transcript has a single exon. NCBI's taxonomy places the organism in Eukaryota, Metazoa, Chordata, Mammalia, Primates, Cercopithecidae. The record is from RefSeq and is a predicted model, not a curated record.